AUGUUCCUCCCCCGCCUCCUCACCCUCACCUCCCUCGUCCUCACCCUCGCCACAGCCUCCGACCUCGGCCGUCCCUGCGGUCUCAAAAUCGCCCGCUGCUCCGAGGACAUGACCUGCGUCCCCAACAAGCCCUCCUGCACCAACCCCAACACCUGCCUCGGGACCUGCCAAUUCACCAACACCUACCAGUCAUGCGGCGGGCACCGGAUCAAUCCGCCGAUCUGCAAGAAGGGGGAGGUGUGUAUUGAUGAUCCGCGUCAGCCUGAGAGUUGUGGGCAGGCGUGUGAUGGGCCGGGGAUUUGUCUGCCGGAGGUGGGGAUUGAGUGUGUUUCAGCAUCGACUACAAAGGGUCUUUUCGUUUCAAUGGCACAGCCUACCGCCAACUCAUCGACGCUAUCCUGGCCUUACUCUUCUCUCGGACAUUUAACGACAAAUACUGGCUCUAGUAAUUAUUCGCACGAGUCAACAGCCACGUGGGUAUAUCUACCAGGACAGAUCCCGAACCCCUGGCCCUACCUUUUGGCCUCCUGGUUCAUCUCCUUCAUCUUCACCGUUGCAGGGUUGAUAUCGUCGUCAUCAUCACCAAAAAAAGAUAAAAAGGUGCCCUGGACAAGCAAAUUUCGGAUUCCUGGUAUCAUUUACAACAUGUUUCGCUGCAUCGUCGCGGUUGUUAGGGUGGCCCGAAUCAAAAAGACCAAGCUAGUUCCGUCACAUGUUACAAAUACCGGGUGUGCUAUGUCGCUCAUAACAAACAUUUUCGCAUGGGAUGCUGAGUUCGAUUCGUGGUCAGUGGUUGCUGCCAUAGGGACGACGGCAUUCUGGUCCCUUAACAUAUCCCAAUUAAUACUGUCUUCUACCGCUGAAUAUGGUUUCGUUAUCAGCUCCGAAAAAUGCGACGCCCUAGAAUUUAUCGGGUGUUCUGAAUUGCCACAAGUACCUGUCUUGGAAGAUAUCAGCAUUAAUAUUACUGAAUUUGUGGGGGUCGCUAUUAUUACGACAGCAGCGAUCUUUGGUAUAUUCGGGAUGUGGUCCGCGAGCUUACGACGGCUGAAACUAAGGCCUUAUGCAUCCAGACUUAUUAAGAAGUACGCAAUAGUCGCCCUAAUUCUGCUACUUUGGAUGUACACUGGGACGUAUGUGGACUUGAAAUCUACUAGCUACGUUGAUUCGAUAGGGGUUAAACAAAUUGAUUCGAACACGACACAGAUGAGCGAGGUGCUCUGGUCAGACUGCUUUCCCGCCUUUGAACCAAGGAGAACCGACGGAUUUUUCAUGCCAUGGGCUACGGAUAUCUGGAAUGAAUCAAAAGCCAGUGCUAUACUCUUGUUUGCGGCGGUAUGA
This is a messenger RNA of Pseudogymnoascus verrucosus, 1341 nucleotides long. RefSeq lists its product as uncharacterized. Lineage: Eukaryota; Fungi; Ascomycota; Leotiomycetes; Thelebolales; Thelebolaceae. The coding region runs from base 1 to 1341 and encodes 446 amino acids. The record is from RefSeq and is a predicted model, not a curated record. The transcript is spliced from 3 exons.